This is a messenger RNA of Lineus longissimus, 1847 nucleotides long. RefSeq names its product nuclease EXOG, mitochondrial-like. Gene Ontology annotation, cellular component: nucleus; mitochondrial inner membrane. Bases 88 to 1224 code for a protein of 378 amino acids. The record is from RefSeq and is a predicted model, not a curated record. The transcript is spliced from 5 exons. Gene Ontology annotation, biological process: apoptotic DNA fragmentation. Gene Ontology annotation, molecular function: RNA endonuclease activity; single-stranded DNA endonuclease activity; metal ion binding. NCBI's taxonomy places the organism in Eukaryota, Metazoa, Nemertea, Pilidiophora, Heteronemertea, Lineidae.
AACUUUUUGUGUUUAUUUCUGUUAAUUCAUAAAGUUGGAAAGUAGCCAACAGCUGUUCCCAGUUUUAGUCCUCACAAGUGCCUGCUGAUGCUGGAAAGUGGAAGUUCCCAGUUUAGAAGACCAUCUGUCUUCGGUGAGCCACGGCAGAAGUGGAAUGAAAGAAACGACGACCACAACGUGAUGGCUGGUCUGAGCGGAUUUUCUAUUUUAGCUCGUGGCUUUUUGGCUGGUACCAUCUCAACAGCAACUUUGGCAUCAUUAUAUACGUAUGCGUACAAAACAGACAUACAUGUUGAAUACAAAGAGGAUCUUUUCAGUGGGAAGUCACAUUUGACUGCACACGCCUCAACCAUCUUAAAAUAUGGAGCUCCGGACCGAGGACCAAACAUCAGAUUGUACAACAAUCAUGUCCUUUCUUACGACCAAAGCAAAAAGAUACCUUUAUGGGUGGCAGAACACCUGACGAAGGAUAAUUUAAAAGGUCAAGCCAGUCGGAGGAAGUCCAAGUUCAAGUGUGACCCUGAUAUACCAAGGAUGUUUUCUGCCAGAAAUGCUGACUAUCUUGGGAGUGGUUGGUCCAGAGGUCACAUGUCCCCAGCUGGUGAUAAUAAGAGAGAUCAGGAGGCCAUGGAUGACACAUUCUACCUGUCCAACAUCGUGCCCCAGAACCUAGACAACAAUGCUGGGUUCUGGAAUCUAUUUGAGAUGUAUUGUCGGGACUUGACCAAGAAGUUUUCCGAUGUUUUUGUGAUAAGCGGUCCGGUCUUCUUGCCAUCUGAAGAAAAUGGAAAGAGAUAUAUGAAAUAUGAGCUGACUGAUGAAGAUGACGUUGCCGUUCCAACCCACCUCUACAAAGUAAUCGUUGCUGAAAAUUCAAACCUCCAGACUCUCGGCGCUUUCAUCGUUCCAAAUGAGCCAAUCAAAGUGAAGCAGAGUUUGAAGAAUUACGAAGUGCCUCUCGAACAGUUAGAGUCUUCCACCGGACUGCACUUCCUGGAAAAAUUUGAUCGAUCGUCUGCUCGUAAUUUAUGCGAGGUCGAAGGUUGUAAAUUAUCCAAUAAGGAGGAAUUAGAUUUGUUUCAUAUUCAUAAGCGUAUGGCAGGAGCGAAAGAUCAGAUAGCAUUGGACAAAGCUUGGUCAGAAUUGGCUAAGAAAAACUAUAAACCAACAAAGAAGUUGCAGGAUGCUUAUAAUGAGAAACUGAGGUCUUUCAGGGAGUUAUGAGGAACAUUAUCUUGAUUAUGUUUAUUUGGCAAAUGAUAAAUUUAGUGAUGAUUUUAAAGUAAAUUUAUUAGAAUCUCAACAAAAGUCAUGUUUAAGACAUUCCAGUUAGCUAGAAAAUGAGUAAAUUUUGUACCAGUGUGUUCAUGCUGUUUUCAUUUUUGUAGACAAAAAUAAUCAUGUGGGUACUUUGUUUUAUCUGUAGCAUAAAUUACUGUGUUAUAAUGGGCAAUAUUAUUUCAUCAUGUGAUCACUUUAUGCAUAAAUCAUUGACACUUUUUCUUGUGGUUUCUGUAACAAAUACCAGUAUGUUCAGUGUAGCGUGCUGUUGUUUAUACCAGAUGUUAAUACCCUCAAGGGUUUUACACUUCUAAUGAAGGACUAUUGCCAAAAGGUGGCAGAAUAGUAAGCGGUCCAAUACUGUGGAUGAAAUCAAUAUGAGCUGGACAUUCUAUUGUGUACUUGACCGCUAACAGCUGCCGCCUACCGGUAAUCAAGUUCCUCAUUACUUUGUUAGUGCCUUUGAAUGUAAGCCACAAUAUGGGCACAGAUCUGAUUGACCUUCAAGAAUUGAACAGAUUAUGUGGGUGUUACUAUUGUGCCAUAUGUGUAUGUUAUGCAAUUAA